AUGGCGCCUAACAUGUUAUUGCCAAUCCGCAUCGCCCAGGGUGUUUUCGCUCUGGUAACCAUGGGUCUUUCAGCAUAUGUCGCCCACUGGUACAACAAUGAUACCCUGACAGCUUCGCCAUCUCAAGUCAACUUCCUAAUCUUCGUCUCCCUCUGGUCAUUCAUCUCCAUCGCCUACCUUGAACUCGCACCUCGAUUCAUGGCAAAAGCCUCCCACCCCGUCCCAAUCCUCGCUUUCAACAUCCUUAACAUGCUCUUCUACUUCGCCGGUUUCAUCGCCCUCGCCGUCUUCCUCGGCAAGCUCCUCUUCUGCCGCGGCUCUGUCUGCGCCGCCGCCCGCGCAGACGCCACCUUCGCAGCCUUCUCCUGGCUCCUAUGGACUGCAUCCAGCGCGCUUGUUGCGCUGCAGAUGUUCAAGGGUGGAUUCUCGGGCCUCAAGACCGACCGCCAGGCGAAGAGCGCCAUGAAGGAGGCGCCGCAGGGCUUGGGAGCGUGAAAUAGCUUGCUUGGUGGUGAUGGGAGGGAGGUGAAGUGGUGGGCUUGGGGGAACAGUGAGGGGAGGGGGAAUAGGAAGUGGCCUGGCAAGAGAGAUGGUGUGGAUGAGGAGUAUGGGGAUUUUGUUUGAAAGGGGGUCUUGAGGACUUCUCGCUUGCUGGCUUCGUUUUCUGAUCUCCACUUGGAUGAUUGGAGGUGAACGCCGGCCUGGAUUAUGACUUUAUGGAUUGGAUGGAUUGGAUUCAUGGAUGGGUUUUGGUUGGGGAGGUUGUCUGCAUUAUGAGGCCUACGGGACGUCAACUAAGCAGCCUCCUGUUGAGUGGCUGGUCCGGUCCUAUGUCUAUGUUAUGUAUACACAGCAGCUCUCAGAGUACUUCCACCUCUUUUUGCGAGACAAAAUCUGGAAAUGGAGUGGAGUUCUUAUUUACAGGUAGAUAAUACUAUGCUUUCUUAUUGGAUACGUUUUAUUCAGAAUGAAAUCAUUGUGUGCCACAUGCGAAUCAAAAUAUUAGACUCUUCAUCUGCUCGAGAAAACAGCCGACGAACUCAAGUAGAACAAAGUCACUUCAGAUUACAGUUCUAUUGUCGCAUCCUCCAUCUCCUCCAAUGUUGGGUAUGUACCCUAGACCCACAGUCAGACUGUUCCAUCGCAGCAAGGUUGAUGCCCACAUGGUACAUCCUCUGUAACAGACUCACUUCAAAGUUCUCGCUUGAGUCCUAACCCAUCAACAUCGGACACUAUUGGUGGCGAUGCUAAGCUGGUAGUCAGUGGCGAAAGUCGGGCGCAAGACGCGACAAGACAGCUUUGGCUGAUUUAGGAUCGGGUGGUUAAGAACUGUAAUAUGGAGGGUUUAGGUCAACAUGUGAGAAGAGAUAUUGGAGUGGGCUUUGG
Molecule: messenger RNA, 1386 nt
Organism: Cadophora gregata
Lineage: Eukaryota; Fungi; Ascomycota; Leotiomycetes; Helotiales; Ploettnerulaceae
Exons: 3
Coding region: 1-495 (164 amino acids)
Cellular component (GO): membrane
Source: RefSeq, a predicted model, not a curated record